AUGCUGGAUGCCGUGAAGGAGCAUGGAGGGGGUGUCAACUGCAUGACCCUCAGUGAGGACAGUUCAAUUCUUGUCACUGGUUUCGAGGACAGGUCGAUAAGAGUGUGGACGACAAAAACGAAGCGUUGUGAGUGCAUUGGAAUUUUGACUGGACACGAGAAGUACAUAUCAUCGGUGGUCAUCGAGGAGGUCUUUGUGGUCAGUGGAAGUGCCGACAACACGUUGAGGAAGUGGGACAUGUCAGUGUCUGAUUGCAUGCUCGUCUUCCAGGGGCACACAGGUCGGAUUAACCGCAUUGUCUGCACAGGAGACUUCUUAUUUAGCAGUUCGAACGACAGGAGCAUCCGUUGCUGGGACUUCGACACAGGCGAUUGCAUCAGGGAGUUCACCGGCCACACGAAUUGCGUCUUUCCACUCAUCUUCGUACCAGCUGAAGACGCCGACCUUGAAACUGACUUCAUUCAACUGAAUCCAAAUGAAAUGCCGAAAAGUUCAAAGAUCAAGGAUAUCAUCAUAAGCGGAUCCACUGAUCAGACCGCCAGAUCAUGGUCAUUCGAAACCGGUCAAACGUUGCGAGUGUUCACGGGUCACUCCGGUAUAGUGACAUCCAUAUCGACAGAUGUGGAGGCCAAGAUACUGUUCACCUGCUCCACUGAUGGAACUGUCAGGAGUUGGAAGAUGGAAAGUGGCGAAUGUUUGAAGAUUUAUGAAGGACAUACAGGCGGAAUCAUCUGCAUGACGAUUGUCAACAGAACCAUCUUCACGGGCAGUUCUGACCAGACGGCCAGGGGUUGGACGAUAGAUUGGGGUAGUAAGGACCCUGUCCUCUUCACCGGCCACUCAAAUACCAUCUUCUGUAUCAAGUUCUACGAAGGGAUGGUGUUUACUGGCAGCAGCGAUGGGAGUGUGUUGUGCUUUGACUCGAAGACAGGCGAGUUGAGGAGGGCCUUCAGAGGUCCACCACACACGUCCAUCAAUUCUAUGCAGUUUGUGGAAAGUAGAUUGUUCACCGGAUCUACGGAUGGCACGCUGAGGGUGUGGACGUUGAAGGGCCUGAGGAGGACCCCACCGGCAUCUCAGGGCAGCCAGCCCCCAACAACAACAACAAUUCCUCAAAACAACAUCAACAAAAAACCAUAUUUAGUAGCUCCAAACAACAACAUUGAUAACACAAACAACAGCGUCAACAAUAAUAAUAAUAACUAUAGGAAUAAUAUGAAAAGUCCUAUUAAUUCAACUAAUAAGAAGAACAACAACGAUGUUGACGGGAACGUAACGUAA
This is a messenger RNA of Helobdella robusta, 1281 nucleotides long. RefSeq lists its product as hypothetical. Bases 1 to 1281 code for a protein of 426 amino acids. Lineage: Eukaryota; Metazoa; Annelida; Clitellata; Rhynchobdellida; Glossiphoniidae. The record is from RefSeq and is a predicted model, not a curated record. The transcript is spliced from 7 exons. Gene Ontology annotation, molecular function: protein binding.